Colletotrichum phormii is the source of this 240-nucleotide messenger RNA. RefSeq lists its product as uncharacterized. NCBI's taxonomy places the organism in Eukaryota, Fungi, Ascomycota, Sordariomycetes, Glomerellales, Glomerellaceae. Bases 1 to 240 code for a protein of 79 amino acids. The record is from RefSeq and is a predicted model, not a curated record. The transcript is spliced from 3 exons.
AUGCAAUUCCUCAACACCAUUGUCGCCGUUGCUUCGCUCGUAGCUGUUGUGACUGCCGCCGAUGCGGCUGCACCUAUCGAGGCAAGGCAGGCUGCCAGCCCGUGCUAUUCCAACCAGAAGUUGACCUGGAAUACUGGCCAGAUCCCCGGCAGUGGAGGAUGGGGUUGCGUCACGAACCUCAACGGUGGCUGCAAGUCGUACUACUGGAAGACUGAUCUCCCUUACUACAGCUGCGCCUAG